Onychostoma macrolepis is the source of this 3688-nucleotide messenger RNA. RefSeq names its product par-6 family cell polarity regulator gamma b (gene pard6gb). Lineage: Eukaryota; Metazoa; Chordata; Actinopteri; Cypriniformes; Cyprinidae. The transcript is spliced from 3 exons. The record is from RefSeq and is a predicted model, not a curated record. Bases 306 to 1613 code for a protein of 435 amino acids. Gene Ontology annotation, biological process: establishment or maintenance of cell polarity; regulation of cellular localization; centrosome cycle. Gene Ontology annotation, cellular component: nucleus; cell cortex; apical plasma membrane. Gene Ontology annotation, molecular function: protein kinase C binding.
CUUCUCCAUAGUAGGGUCAACGGACUCGUCGGAGAGGGAGCGAUGAUGUCAUUAGUGAAAACUUAGCCCACUCCUCCUGCUGAGACUGCGAGAGGCGCUGAUUUGUCUUUCACAUAAUUUUCUGCAGAAGUUUUGUGAAGUGACCGAGACACAAGCGCGACCGCAAGAUAAGAAAAUCUGUCACACAGCCUCCGAGGACUAACUUUUCCGCAUUUUGAGAGUGAAGAUCGGACGUUCAGUAACGGGACAGGCUUAUAAAUCGAGCCCAUCAUCCUGGACGGGCUGAAAAGUUUCAAGCGAGUGAAAUGAACCGGAGUUUUAAUAACAAAUCGCAAUCUUUGCGUAGCUUGAACAUGAACGCGGUGGAAGUGAAAAGCAAGUAUGGAGCAGAGUUCCGGAGGUUUUCAGUGGAUCGACUAAAACCUGGUAAAUUUGAGGAAUUCUACAAACUCAUCAUGACCAUCCACCGGAUUGCAAACAUGGAGGUGAUGAUUGGAUACGCUGACGUUCACGGAGACCUCCUCCCCAUCAAUAACGACGAGAACUUCAGCAAGGCCGUGUCGACCGCACACCCCCUGCUGCGAAUAUUUAUCCAGAGACAAGAAGAGGUUGACUACAGCAACUUUGGCACCAGCACUCUGACCCGGAAAAAGAAGGCCGUGGUCACUCUUCGCAACGACCUGAACCGCAAACGGCCCCACAUCCGCAUCGGCAUGCCUCAGGAUUUCCGUCCCGUGUCGUCCAUUAUUGACGUGGACAUCCUUCCUGAAUCUCACCGGAGAGUUCGGCUCUACCGGCAUGGCUCGGACAAGCCCUUGGGAUUCUACAUCCGUGAUGGAACCAGUGUCCGUGUCACGCCUCACGGCUUGGAAAAGGUCCCAGGUAUCUUCAUUUCCCGUCUGGUACCUGGAGGCCUGGCCGAGAGCACGGGCCUGCUGGCCGUCAAUGAUGAGGUCUUGGAGGUCAAUGGCAUCGAGGUGACAGGAAAAACGUUGGACCAGGUGACUGACAUGAUGAUCGCAAACAGCCACAACCUUAUCGUGACCGUGAAGCCGGUGAACCAGCGCAACAAUGUGGUGCGCAGCAGUCGUAUCUCGGGCAGCUCUGGUCAGUCAUCUGACAGCAGUGGUUCGGUGGGAUACCCCGCCAUCACCGCUCCCACCGGUGCCACUGCCAUCUCUCAUGGCUACAGUCCAGAGGAUCUGGAGAGUGACGAGGAGUCGGACAUCGUAAUUGAGAGUAACAUGAAGCGGCCAUCACGGCGCUCCAAUGCCUCAGUGGCUUCAACUGCAUCCCGGUCCCAGACGCAAACGACCAUCGUGACCCCUCCCAGCCCCCCUACGCGACCCCAAACGAGGCCGCCAUCCACCGUGUCCACAGCCUCUUUCCACUCUCAACCGAGCUUUAACGGCACAGUGCACAAUAGUUUGAGUUACAAGUUGCACAAGGACCUUACCCUCCAACACCACCCCUACCACAGCAGCAACCCCGCCAUGCGGGAGAGCAACGGCAGCCUACACAAAAUCCUCAGCAGCCUGAGGACAGACCCCCGUCACAGCCUGGUUUUACCCAGAGGAGGGGUGGAGGAGGAUGGCACAGUCAUCACUUUAUAAUACAUACAGUCUCACAAAAUCCAGCCCUCCCAGAGACUCUGCCUUUCAGCCUGGGACAUCAGACUUGACUUUGAACCUCACCAAACUUUAAGGGUUUCGGAAAAUGAAUAAUUUAACAGAAACAAUAUCUGCAAUUUUAUUCUUUUAAAUGUUUGCUUUCCCUGUUUUGUAAUGUCAAAAAUGUUUCAGAUUUAGUGGUAUGUCUCUCUUUCUAAGCAGAGCCACUUUUUUUUUUUAUCUUUGUCUAUCAGUGUUUCUCAGUUCUUGUUUAGAGGUUAAUUUAAUCAUGUUACCUAAAUAUCUCUUGGGACCAUAAAUUGGGUUUAGACCUGUGCUUACUGUUUACGGUUUGUAUUUGAAAACAAACAUUUGCCCCAGUGUAAUAGAAAAGCCAGUUGCAUUAGGAAAAUGCCAAAAUGAAUUUACACUUAAUCAGAGAAACAAACUUUUGUUUGCCUUGCCCAAUCCAAUUUAAUAACUGAAUAGUAUUAUUAUUAAUUAUCAUUAUAUUUAGUGAUAAAUAUGUAUCUGCUGUAUGUUUAGUACAUUUAUAUGCACUAAAUGUACUAUUUGGCAGAUACCCUCAGAAUGCUGGUUUCCAAAUAUAUGAAUAUCACUUGUGUUAGCAUUCAAAGAAGGCUUUUUGGAAAUUGUGGAAAAUUUGUUUAGACAAGAUCAUCUCAGUUAAAAUAUCGCUGUAAGACAUUAACAACAUGUUGACUUUGUUCAUGCAGGGUUUCAUUUGACUUGGUUUCUGGUUUAUUUGACUGCAGUGGAGUGUAAUGGGUCUUCACAUAUAGGUAUUUCACACUUGUGUGUCUUCCUGAAGACCUGUUGAUCUCGGGAGUUCAGCGGAAUGCGAGUCUGUUGGUUCUCUCUGCGUUUAGUCCGUACACAUAUUUUCUGUCACCUCACUGUUAAUGAAGCCUCACCUCUGACCUCCACUCAAAUCCCCACAACAGAACAGAAUGCUGUCUCAUAGUAGUCAGUACUCAAAGCAAUAGAUCACCGCAAAAUAAUUUUAAAAAUUCUAUCGUUUACUCACCCUCAGGUUGUUCCUGACAUGAAUGAGUUUAUUUCUUCUGUUGAAAGAUGUUUUGAGGAACCAAACAAUUGACGGUAGCCAAUGACUUCCACAGUAUUUUUUUUUUCCAGUCACUGGCUACCGUCAACUGUUUGGUCACCAACAUUAUUCAAAGUAUUAACUCAUACAGGUUUGGAACAUUUGAGGGAGAGUGAAAGAUGAUUUUUUUUAUUUUAUUAUUAUUUUUUAUUUUUGGAGAACUGUCCCUUUAAGUCCAGUCAAACUUCAGGUAUUAUAUCAUCCUGUUAUACAGUGGCAAUGCACAGUUUAUACCCAGUAAUUUUGUUUAUAGAGAGAGUCUGUGGAAUCAUUUUUGUAUAUAAUUUAAAACCACUGUGGCUGUACCUUCUUUUGCUUUUAGGUUGACUGCAUCGUUUUUAUCUUCUUGAACAAAGACUUACCUUCAUAUUCACCAUUUUUGUGCCUUACUGCCCCUCCUACAGACAUACUUCACUCAAACAGACUAAGUAUUUGGAUCUGACCACUGGAAAUAUUUUCAUUUUGGUUAAAAGCAAGGACAUGGUAUAACACGUGCGUGUGCGAGUCGAAAUACAUUUGUUGUGAGUCGCCAUCUGCUGGUCACUGCCUGAACUGCGUCUCUUUUGCUGAAAAUCACAUUCUUUGUUUUGCAUUAAUACUUUUUCAUUCGAAUCACUGUUGAUGGCUUGGUUCGUCUAUGUGUAUUCAUUAACAAUAAAUAAAAUUAAAAGAAAUCCAAAACAAGACGAGCUAAAAAGCACAUUACUAAAGAAAAAGGGUACAACAGAUUAUGUCUUAAGUCAGUGUCAUAUUUAUGGCUUAACGCAAUAGAUUUUUGUCUAAAUGAUCCUCAUAUAUUAGUCAGGCAGUCAAACCACAUUUAAAAUGGUAGUUUAAAGCCUUUUCAGUACAAAAAAUACAUGUGAAUAUUGUUUUUACUGAUGUCAGUCGUUUUUUAAAAAAAAGUGCAUAAUAAAAUUCAGAGAUGGAUAAAAUGCAUUUGUUGUUCUUU